UUCAUUUUCUCAAUCCUCGGGUCAACAAUAAUAAACCGAAGAGAAAAAUAAAACUCCACAGCCUACACCCAACCAAAAAUCACAAAAACAAUAAAAAAAAUAUAUAAUAAUGGGUGGCUGUGCGAGUAGACCCAAGGAAUCAGACAUGAACAACAACGAAGAAGGCUCUGUUCCUAAGCCUGUCUCUGAAACCGUAGUAGCCAAGGAGAACAACACAGAAAGCGGUGAGAAACAGAACCAGACAGAGACUGAAACCACCGAAACAACUUCCGUCGAAGCUAAGGAGACAUCUGAGGUCGAGCCGACCAAGGAAACAACUCAUGCUUCUGAACCAGAGGUUGCAGCCGUGGAAGAGUCUUCCUCUGCAGGUGAAGCAGCAGCACCUGAGAAAGUGGAGAACGUAGCGGCCGCAACAGAAAAGGUCGAUGAGGUUGUGGUAGCUGCACCAGAAAAGGUUGAGGUUGAGGCGGAAGCCGUGAAAACUGUUGAGGCUGAACCAGUAAAGGAGGAGAGUAAACAAGAAGAGAAAGAAGCUGUUGUCACCGCUUAAUGAUAUGAUUAAAUUUGUGAAAGAUAUUUGAAUGUCAUUGUUGUAUGUCACCUUGAUUUGAUUUGUUACUACCAGAUUGGUUUGGCUUUGUGUGUUCUUUGUAUUUCACAAUGAUUCUUCUUUAAUUCAAUUAAAUAUAAAUCAGUUUUGCUAAA
Camelina sativa (false flax) is the source of this 705-nucleotide messenger RNA. RefSeq lists its product as uncharacterized. The record is from RefSeq and is a predicted model, not a curated record. NCBI's taxonomy places the organism in Eukaryota, Viridiplantae, Streptophyta, Magnoliopsida, Brassicales, Brassicaceae.